Molecule: messenger RNA, 3489 nt
Organism: Varanus komodoensis (Komodo dragon)
Lineage: Eukaryota; Metazoa; Chordata; Lepidosauria; Squamata; Varanidae
Gene: DRP2
Product: dystrophin related protein 2
Exons: 22
Coding region: 133-2583 (816 amino acids)
Biological process (GO): synaptic signaling
Cellular component (GO): plasma membrane
Molecular function (GO): zinc ion binding; protein binding
Source: RefSeq, a predicted model, not a curated record
GGCAAGCUGCAGAUUCCCCUGCAGGAGAUCAUAGACUGGCUUAGUCAGAAAGAUGAAGAGCUCUCUGCCCAGCUGCCACUCCGAGGGGAUGUGCUGUUGGUGCAGCAGGAGAAGGAGAGGCAUGCGGUAUUCAUGGAAGAAGUGAAGUCCCGGGGCCCUUAUAUUUACUCAGUCUUGGAAUCUGCUCAAGCCUUCCUGACUCAGCACCCAUUUGAAGAAGUGGAAGACUCAAAUCCUGACAGCAAAGAUGUCUCCCCAAGACACCGGAUCCAGAACAUCAGCCGCUUUGUGUGGAAACAGGCAACUGUGGCCAGUGAGCUAUGGGAGAAACUCACAGCCCGUUGUGUUGACCAGCACCGCCACAUCGAGAGGACCCUGGAGCAGCUGCUGGAGAUCAAGGGCACGAUGGAGGAGCUCAGCACGACCCUCAACCAGGCAGAAAGUGUGCGAGAGACCUGGGAACCAAUUGGGGACCUCUUCAUCGACUCUUUGCCAGAGCACAUCCAGGCCACCAAGCUGUUCAAAGAGGAGCUCUCCCCGAUGAAGGACGGAGUGAAGCUUGUGAAUGACCUCGCCCACCAGCUUGCCAUCUCUGACGUGCACCUGUCGAUGGAGAACUCGCGUUCCCUGGAGCAGAUCAACACGCGCUGGAAACAGCUGCAGGUAUCCGUCAACGAUCGGCUGAAGCACCUUCAGGAUGCCCACCGGGACUUUGGGCCAGGAUCACAGCACUUCCUCUCAACUUCUGUCCAGGUCCCCUGGGAACGGGCAAUUUCUCCCAAUAAAGUCCCAUACUACAUCAACCACCAGGCACAGACAACAUGCUGGGACCAUCCCAAGAUGACCGAGUUGUAUCAGACACUAGCUGACCUGAACAACAUCAAGUUCUCUGCUUACCGCACAGCCAUGAAACUGCGCCGUGUGCAGAAGGCCUUGCGAUUGGACAUGGUGACACUGCCAACCGCCCUGGAGGUCUUCAAUGAGCACGAGCUGCAGCCCAGCGACCACGUGAUGGACGUGGUGGAGGUGAUCCACUGCCUGACUGCCCUGUACGAGCGGCUCGAAGAGGAGCGGGGCAUCCUGGUGAACGUCCCCCUGUGUGUUGACAUGACCCUGAACUGGCUGCUCAACGUUUUUGACAGCGGACGCAGUGGGAAGAUGCGGGCUCUCUCCUUCAAGACGGGCAUCGCAUGCCUGUGUGGUACUGAGGUGAAAGAGAAAUUCCAGUACCUCUUCAGCCAGGUGGCCAAUGUGAAUGGACUCUGUGACCAGCGGCACCUUGGCAUCCUGCUGCAUGAGGCCAUCCAGGUUCCGCGGCAGCUGGGGGAAGUGGCCGCCUUUGGCGGGAGCAACGUGGAACCCAGUGUCCGCAGCUGCUUCCGCUUCGGAAAUGGGAAACCGACGAUCGAGGCAGCCCAGUUCUUGGAAUGGGCUAACCUGGAGCCGCAGUCCAUGGUGUGGCUGGCCGUCUUGCACCGGGUGACCAUAGCUGAGCAAGUAAAACACCAGACCAAAUGCUCCGUCUGCCGGCAAUGUCCGAUCAAAGGCUUCAGGUACCGCAGCCUGAAGCAAUUCAACGUGGACAUUUGCCAGACCUGCUUCUUGACGGGGCGAGCCAGCAAGGGCAACAAGCUGCAUUAUCCUAUCAUGGAGUACUACACGCCGACCACCUCUAGCGAGAACAUGAGGGACUUUGCCACCACCCUGAAAAACAAGUUCCGGACAAAGCAGUAUUUCAGCAAGCAUCCCCAGAGAGGGUACCUGCCCGUCCAGUCUGUGCUGGAGGCAGACUUCAUAGACACGCCGGCCUCCUCUCCGAUGUUGCCUCAUGCGGACACCCACUCUCGAAUCGAGCACUUCGCCAGCAGGCUUGCAGAGAUGGAAAGCCAGAAUUCCUCCUUCUACAAUGACAGUCUCUCUCCAGAUGAUAGCCUCUCUAUCCGCAACAGGGACGAGGACCAGUAUCUCUUGCGCCAUUCCAGCCCCAUCACAGACCGAGAACCCAUCAGCAGCCAGCAGGACCAGGACGGCAAGGACACGGAUGAUAAGGGGAAGCUGGAGAGAAUCUUGGCUCACCUGGAAGAUGAAAACAGGGUUCUCCAGGGAGAGCUGAGACGUCUGAAGUGGCAGCACGAGGAGGCAGCGGCAUCAGCAGAAGGAACCGCUGACGCAGCACAGGAUCCGCACAGCGAAGAGCUCCUGGCAGAGGCCCGGAUCCUUCGGCAGCACAAAAGUCGCCUGGAGACUCGGAUGCAGAUCUUGGAGGACCACAACAAGCAGCUGGAAUCUCAGUUGCAUCGCCUGAGGGAGCUGCUUCUGCAGCCGCCGGGCGAUUCCAAAGGAGAUGGCUCAGCAGCCUCCUCCCUUGCAUCCUCUCCCCACACGUCAGAGGGGAGCCAGCCCAGGGAAAAGGAGCCGAGCACUCCCAACACAGAAACGGCAGAUGAAGUGGAGGUGAGCCCGCAGGACGUGGGCUUAUGCCUGGAGGACAUCAUGGAGAAGUUGCGGAAUGCCUUCCCCAACUCUGGAGGACAAAGACCUCACCCCUUGGCCUUCCUGAAGAAGUCUCUCAAGUUCUCCUAGAUGCUUUUCAGUUCUGAGAAUGGGCAGCAGCUGGUCCAACUUCCCUUAUCUAACAAGCCCUGCAAGCAAGAGGCUUCGUCUAACCUCGGGAGCAGCCACGCUCCCUUCUGCUCAACCAUGUUCUUCCCCCGUGUGGCAAGCUUCACGCGGACCCUUAAGGAGCCGCCCUUCACCAGAAGGUUAUCAGAAUCGUCGCAGGCUUUGGCUCCCAGUCCUCAGCCAUUCCAGAGCACUUUUUUGAAGGGCUGCCUGGAGCCACCCAGAGCUGGACAAAGUCAACAGUGGGUGUUGUUAGAAGCCUGGAUUCCAGGAACUUGGAAAGGACAGGAGCCUCUGGUGGGUGCAGAGAGCCACCUUUCUGUGCAAAUCGCUAUGAAGAGUGUUUUCUUCUCUACAGUUUGUGGACGACAACUGCCUUUGGUGGGCUGCUUUUGGGUUGUGUCAGGACGUGACCCAUCGCAGAUUUUGCUCACGUCUGUGGCAUCCCACCAGAUGGUGACUGAACAAGUCAGCAGGGGGAAGUCCCAGGACCCACCAGAAAAAAUCCGAAAACUUUUUUAUGGAAAAGAAAGAGAAACUUCUACAUAAAAGCUGGGUAUGUUGUGAAAGGAGCUUGCAAACAACUGGAUGUGUCUGUGUCUUUGAGCUCAGUGCAAAGUAGCAAAAUGAUCCGGAAGAAAUCUCACAGGAAUGGCUAUUGAGGGAGAAGGCAGGCUUUAAAACACACUGUUCCAACAGCAGUAGCAAGCCUUACACGAGAGAAGCUUUAUAACAGAGAGCCUUAUUGUUUUAAUUUACAUAUUUAUAUAUUAUAUAUAAUAUAUAUAAAUGCAUAUUAUAUAUACUGUAUUUAAGUGCUGUUCUGGACUCCCUCAUGCAUUAAAUUCUAAUACCUUGUUAUCUGUU